CUUGGUGUCGUCUGUGGGUGAUCAUCAUGCAGAUAGUGCUUGCAGAGACUUUUUCGGAUCAGAUUGUGAAGGCAGAAAUGAAAGUCGAAUGCCACGCAAAAGGAGUAUAUGUGAUAUCUAGACGAUAUCUUACUGCUGACGACAUAAAGGUAUGCUCAACUCCGCAUAAGAUUCUCCGAUCUCAUCAGAAUUCAGUAAAUCCCAGCUUGGAGGAUCUUGAGCAAGAAUGUAGUAAGAUGUCAAUGAGCACAACCUUAGGUGAGGUGCAGUGGAACCAUGCAAGGGCAGUAAGUGCGAAUGAUCUCUCACAGAAUUUGAACCGUGAGGUUAAAGGAAGAAGGAAUCCUGAAAGCAGGAGAGAGCUGGACAAUCAACAGCAUAUCCUGGGUGCUGUCUUGGUGACAGAAACCACUGGCUCGGUGUCGUCUGUGGGUGAUCAUCAUGCAGAUAGUGCUUGCAGAGACUUUUCCAGAUCAGAUUGUGAAGGCAGAAAUGAAAGUCGAAUUCCACGCAAAAGGAGUAUAUGUGGUAGAGCUGCUCUCCAUUUCGUCUGUUGCCUUUGCAUAAUUUUUCUUGCUGUUGUAUUAUCGGGGUGGUGGAUUGAUGAUGAUGAGGUUUCUUAUGUAGUUCCAACAUAA
Molecule: messenger RNA, 638 nt
Organism: Phoenix dactylifera (date palm)
Lineage: Eukaryota; Viridiplantae; Streptophyta; Magnoliopsida; Arecales; Arecaceae
Source: RefSeq, a predicted model, not a curated record